AUGGCGUCCAGGCAGCCCCCACCUUAUUCACUCCAGGACUUUGAGCAAACUCCUCUCCUCUUCAGCCCUCAGUUUCCCCAUAUGGAAAAUGAUAGACUGUAUGAGAUUCCUGGGUUGAGCUCCCCUGAAGAUGAGAGCCUUUCUUCCAUGACCAAAAGGAGAAGGGUCCUAAAUCACAGCACCUUACAGGGAGUCGCCAUCAGCUGGCACUCGGGCGAUGACCCCUCCCGCCAGGAAGAGUGCCCUGUAGGCGGGUCCCCGCUGCCUGCGCGCUCCCCCCGGGACCUCCCAUCGUCCCCAGGAGGGCUCAGCCCCACAGCCCCCCUCAGAAAAAGGCGGCUUUCCACCAUCCGGGCCUCUGAGGUGUCCAGUGGGCAGCUAGGAUCCAAUUCAGACCCCUUUGCUUUUGAUGAACGUCCGCCCGUGCCAGCCCCGGUCACCCAGCAGCAGCAGCAGCAGGGCGAGUCCCCCCACGCACGGAGACCACCACCAAACUUGGGAUUGCCCGGGAUCCCAGACGCAGCCAGGAGGAGGCCUCGGGACCUGAAGAGGCUGGCUGCUGCGAUAGAGCGAGUGAGGCAGUGGGAAAUCCGUCUGCUUCAGAGCAUCGAGGAAGCCACCCAGCACGAACUCACCAUCGACUGCGAGUGA
Messenger RNA from Hippopotamus amphibius kiboko, 651 nucleotides. It is a transcript of the gene SYSRN, whose product is annotated as coiled-coil domain containing 201. The transcript is spliced from 4 exons. The record is from RefSeq and is a predicted model, not a curated record. The coding region runs from base 1 to 651 and encodes 216 amino acids. NCBI's taxonomy places the organism in Eukaryota, Metazoa, Chordata, Mammalia, Artiodactyla, Hippopotamidae.